GUUAUUCAUUCAGACUGGUGAGUAUUUGUUAAAGGAUGGCUGUUGAUAGAAUUUGCAUGAGGGUAAAAGAAUGGGAUGAAGAUAAGCACAAAGAUGUACAGCUAAUGCCUGGAUAUUUUAAUGAGCAGAGCAAUCCAACGACUCUUAAUCUACUGGAAAGCAGCACAAUAAAUUCUUCAUCUUCUUCAUCUUCAUGUGGGUUAGAAUCUAUUGAAUCAAAGUUAAUAGAAGCUCAUAUGUUGGAUUUGGGUCAAGGCCAAUCCCUUCGUCCUGGGUUGGAUAAGCGUUUAGACUUUAAGACUGGAGCAGUGUAUUGCCUGAAUUCAGAAGGACGAAUUCGCCCAAGCUCUAUGACCUUUCCAAUGAAGGAAAUCUCUGGAUUCAACUUCAGUGAAGAAGAAGACAAAGGGCUCGAGCUUAACCUGGAUUUGUGUACCUCAAAUGCCCUAAAAUCUGAAAGGAAAAACAACUCGAACCAUAUAAAUGAUUGUAUUAAUGAUAAUAGUGUAUCAGAAGUUGAGUCUUCUUUGAGGCUUGUUGGGUGUCUUACAUGUUUAACGUAUUACAUGGUAUGUAGGAGAGAUGGGAGAUGUCCAAGGUGUAAGGGUACCUUCCUGCUAGACUUUCUCGGUGGAGGUUUGUCUUCUCCGUAAAUUAGGACAGUAAUUUGAAUUUUUCUUAGCUUUCGGUAGAUUCAUUGAAUAUUAUAACGAGUUGUUAUAACAUGGCUUAAUUUCAGAACAUGGUGUCAAUUGUUUUAGGGCUCCUAUUUUCCAUUUAGUUUGGAGAUU
Cryptomeria japonica (Japanese cedar) is the source of this 791-nucleotide messenger RNA. RefSeq lists its product as uncharacterized. The record is from RefSeq and is a predicted model, not a curated record. Bases 36 to 653 code for a protein of 205 amino acids. Lineage: Eukaryota; Viridiplantae; Streptophyta; Pinopsida; Cupressales; Cupressaceae. The transcript is spliced from 2 exons.